AACAUUGAUUUUUAUCGUUUCAUUGCAUUUGACUAUUUAUCAUGUGAUGUUGUUUAUUGAACCAAUGAACGGAGCAACAGCUUUCCUUAAAUACAAUGCGUAAAUAAUUUCUGUUUACUUUGUGUCUUUUUCCUUUCUCCACAAAUUGCUGUUAUUAUUAUUUUUUUCUGGUUUUUUAUAAUGCCACCAUUCCAAGAGGAAAUUUACCAAUCUGGUACAACUCCGGUUGCUUACUUACAGCCAGUCCAGCAGGGCAAUGGGCAGAAAAAAAAAGUUUUCCAUCGUCUUUAUAGCCACCCUACAACAGAGUUAAGCAGAACGCAAUGCAAAUUGCAACUACAACGACUAUCCUACUUAACAAACGAUAAAGAUUACUUGGACCAUCCGCAAAAUAUGCGUCGGCUCACAAAAGAGUUAGAUAGAAUUGAUAAAGAAUACCGUAAUGUACGUAGAUUUGAAGACCCUAUGAGGGCAUCCCUGAAACGCCUGACAAAAUCAGAAAAUGCCUCGUGCUUAUUCAAUUCCACUGCUUCAAACCAGUCAUACACUAGAAGCAGUUCCAAAAGAAAUAGUAUAAGUAGCCUUGGUAGCAGCGAUGGCAGCAGUGUUAGCAGUACAACAAACCAUUCUACUUCCUGCAACACGGAACUCUCCACUAGUAGCGGAAUCAAUUGGAUUGACUUCAAUAAUAAUCGCAAGAAACCUUUACAGUCUUAUUAUUACUUAUCUUCAUCAGCAGAUGGUGAAGUCACCGCAAAUCAUUCUAGCGGCAAUUUUUUGAGGAGAUGGUUCAAUCACGUUCUUGAAGAUACCUUCAUACACUCUAGUCACCAACAACGCCAACAAUAUUCUCAGUCGUUUGACAAUUCUGUCGGUCCUUUCAGCAAUGCCAAUUUUAUGGCAUAUUCACAUCAUCCUACAAUUGUCAAUCGCCUUAAACGCCGACCUUUAGCGUCAAAAAAGUAACACACCCCAAUACCACAUUAUCAUAAAAGCAUCAGUGUUUUGUAAGAAACGCAAUGAAUCAUAGUUAUUGUAACACUAUUUGUGCUUGUGUUAUUGUUGUUAAACAUCAAUCGCAAAUGACAAACCCCGUAAAGUCAACCUAAUCUCUACAUCCUCGCUGUCCUCCUGUCUUAGGCAUCUUUUUCCUAUCUAUGCAUUUCUCUAUAGAACAGCGCGGCUUAUUUAUCAUCAUGCCGAUAUCCCAAUACUAAUAAAGUAAACAUUGUUCAUGCUG
Mycotypha africana is the source of this 1240-nucleotide messenger RNA. RefSeq lists its product as uncharacterized. The record is from RefSeq and is a predicted model, not a curated record. The transcript has a single exon. Bases 181 to 966 code for a protein of 261 amino acids. NCBI's taxonomy places the organism in Eukaryota, Fungi, Mucoromycota, Mucoromycetes, Mucorales, Mycotyphaceae. Gene Ontology annotation, biological process: TOR signaling. Gene Ontology annotation, cellular component: TORC1 complex.